This is a messenger RNA of Nilaparvata lugens (brown planthopper), 759 nucleotides long. RefSeq lists its product as uncharacterized. The record is from RefSeq and is a predicted model, not a curated record. Lineage: Eukaryota; Metazoa; Arthropoda; Insecta; Hemiptera; Delphacidae. The annotation marks the transcript as partial. The transcript is spliced from 5 exons.
GCUUACAAGACACCCAAAAUUGAAGAAAUCGCAAUGAAGCGAAUAAGGGAUCAAGAGAUGCACUCAAUAGCCUGCAAUCAAGAUAUGAGGAUGUGCUCGCUGAGAAAGAAGUGCUACAAGUGAAGUGUGAUAAACAGCUGUCAACCAUCGCCUCAACCAAAACCACGUUGGACGAGGUGCGAAGGCGGGCCGAGUGGCAGCAGAACAAGUGUGACGCCAUCAACUUGGACAAGAUUGCGUUCUCGAAAAGGAAGUGCACACUUGCAAAACUCCAUCAGAAGCAAAGAAAGAGAGGUAGCUACUCAUCAACAGCAAAUAAGUAACUUACAGAGGAUUGUCGCUGAUAAAGAAGUAGAACUAUGCAAUUAUGUUGACAGUCAAAACAAUCAAGUCGAGUUUCUUCAGCAGAAACUGAAGGUCAUGGAAAUCGAGAAAGAAAAGAUGAUUGUAAUGCUGAAUAAAAUGAGGGAAGGCCAUAAUAUCAGCUUACCAGCUUUGAUGGAAGAACUUUUGGCAGAGAAGAAUGCUGACAUUGAUUACCUUGAACAAAUGGUGAAAGAAUUACGUGAUGGCCAUGUGAAUACCUCUUUUGUGGAGAGUCAAAAUAGCUCUAAAAAGUCGAGUAAUUCCAAUUCGAAAGGCUACAGAGUUAGCUUUGCAGAUGAUGUUGAAGUGUCUCACAUGAACGACGGUGAACGUACCAGAGAUGCCAAUUUCUCCAACGUUAUGCAUGACUUUUCUCCCCACUUCAGUAGUACG